GAGGAGCCGCGUUCCGGAAGGCGAAGGAGCCCACGGGGAACGCGGAGGAGCCGCCAGCCUCUCUCGCCCCCUCAGCGAGGCGGGAGCGGUGGACUGAGCGGCGCGGGACAGCGGCGGCGGAGGCGGCAAGAGGAAGAUGCGGGGCUCGGGGCCCCGGGGUGCGGGACGCCGGCGGCCCCCGAGCGGCGGCGGCGGCGGCGGCGGCGACCCCCCCAGCACCCCUGCCUCUCUGGCCGGCUGCUACUCCGCGCCUCGCAGGGCCCCCCUCUGGACGUGCCUUCUCCUGUGCGCUGCGCUCCGGACCCUCGUGGCCAGCCCCAGCAACGAAGUGAAUUUGUUGGAUUCACGGACUGUCAUGGGAGACUUGGGAUGGAUUGCUUUUCCGAAAAAUGGGUGGGAAGAGAUUGGUGAAGUUGAUGAAAAUUAUGCCCCUAUCCAUACAUACCAAGUAUGCAAAGUUAUGGAACAGAAUCAGAAUAACUGGCUUUUGACCAGUUGGAUCUCCAACGAAGGUGCUUCCAGAAUCUUCAUAGAACUCAAGUUUACUCUGCGGGACUGCAACAGCCUUCCCGGAGGACUGGGUACCUGUAAGGAAACUUUUAACAUGUAUUAUUUUGAGUCAGAUGGUGAGAAUGGGAGAAACAUCAAGGAAAACCAAUACAUCAAAAUUGAUACCAUUGCUGCCGAUGAAAGCUUUACAGAACUUGAUCUUGGCGACCGUGUCAUGAAACUGAAUACAGAGGUCAGGGAUGUAGGACCUCUAAGCAAAAAGGGAUUUUAUCUUGCUUUUCAAGAUGUAGGUGCGUGCAUCGCUCUGGUUUCUGUGCGUGUGUAUUAUAAAAAAUGCCCUUCUGUGGUACGGCACCUGGCUGUCUUCCCUGACACAAUCACCGGAGCUGAUUCUUCGCAGUUGCUUGAGGUGUCGGGGUCCUGUGUCAACCAUUCUGUGACAGAUGAACCUCCCAAAAUGCACUGCAGCGCUGAAGGGGAGUGGCUGGUUCCCAUCGGGAAAUGCAUGUGCAAGGCAGGCUAUGAAGAGAAAAAUGGCACCUGUCAAGUGUGCAGACCUGGGUUCUUCAAAGCCUCACCUCACAGCCAGAGCUGCAGCAAAUGUCCACCUCACAGUUAUACCCAUGAGGAAGCUUCAACCUCUUGUGUCUGUGAAAAGGAUUAUUUCAGGAGGGAGUCUGAUCCACCCACAAUGGCAUGUACAAGACCCCCCUCAGCUCCUCGGAAUGCCAUCUCAAAUGUUAAUGAAACUAGUGUCUUUCUGGAAUGGAUUCCUCCUGCUGACACUGGUGGAAGGAAAGAUGUGUCAUAUUAUAUUGCAUGCAAGAAGUGCAGCUCCCAUGCAGGUGUGUGUGACGAGUGUGGCGGUCAUGUCAGGUACCUCCCCCAGCAAAUCGGCCUGAAAAACACCUCUGUCAUGAUGGUGGAUCUGCUCGCUCACACAAACUAUACCUUUGAGAUUGAGGCAGUGAAUGGAGUGUCCGACUUGAGCCCAGGAGCCCGGCAGUAUGUGUCUGUUAAUGUAACCACAAAUCAAGCAGCCCCUUCUCCAGUCACCAAUGUGAAAAAGGGGAAGAUUGCAAAAAACAGCAUCUCUCUGUCUUGGCAAGAGCCAGAUCGCCCCAAUGGAAUCAUCCUGGAGUAUGAAAUCAAAUAUUUUGAAAAGGACCAAGAGACCAGCUAUACAAUUAUCAAAUCUAAAGAGACAACUAUAACUGCAGAGGGCUUGAAACCAGCUUCAGUGUAUGUCUUCCAAAUUCGUGCACGUACAGCUGCAGGCUAUGGUGUCUUCAGUCGAAGAUUUGAGUUUGAAACCAUCCCAGUGUCAGUUGCAGCCUCCAGCGAUCAAAGCCAGAUUCCUAUAAUUGCUGUGUCUGUGACAGUGGGAGUCAUUUUGUUGGCAGUGGUUAUCGGCUUCCUCCUCAGUGGAAGGCGGUGCGGUUACAGCAAAGCAAAACAAGAUCCAGAAGAGGAAAAGAUGCAUUUUCAUAAUGGGCACAUUAAACUGCCAGGAGUAAGAACAUAUAUUGAUCCGCAUACCUAUGAGGAUCCCAAUCAAGCUGUCCAUGAAUUUGCCAAGGAGAUAGAAGCUUCAUGUAUCACCAUUGAAAGAGUCAUUGGAGCGGGUGAAUUUGGUGAAGUUUGUAGUGGACGUUUGAAGCUUCCAGGAAAAAGAGAAUUACCUGUGGCGAUUAAAACCCUUAAAGUAGGCUAUACCGAAAAGCAACGCAGAGACUUCCUGGGUGAAGCAAGCAUCAUGGGGCAGUUUGACCAUCCGAACAUCAUUCACCUAGAAGGUGUGGUAACCAAAAGUAAACCAGUGAUGAUAGUGACAGAGUAUAUGGAAAAUGGCUCUUUAGAUACGUUUUUAAAGAAAAACGACGGGCAGUUCACUGUGAUUCAGCUGGUUGGCAUGCUGCGAGGCAUCGCUGCAGGAAUGAAGUACCUUUCCGACAUGGGCUAUGUGCAUAGAGACCUUGCUGCCAGAAACAUCUUAAUCAACAGUAACCUUGUGUGCAAAGUGUCUGACUUUGGGCUAUCUAGGGUCCUGGAAGAUGAUCCUGAAGCAGCCUACACCACAAGGGGAGGCAAAAUUCCAAUCAGAUGGACUGCCCCAGAAGCUAUAGCUUUCCGAAAGUUCACCUCUGCCAGCGAUGUCUGGAGCUAUGGAAUCGUGAUGUGGGAGGUUGUGUCUUAUGGAGAGAGACCCUACUGGGAGAUGACCAAUCAAGAUGUGAUUAAAGCCGUGGAGGAAGGCUACCGUCUGCCAAGCCCUAUGGACUGCCCUGCUGCUCUCUACCAGUUAAUGCUGGAUUGCUGGCAGAAAGACCGGAAUAGCAGGCCGAAGUUUGAUGAAAUCGUCAACAUGUUGGACAAGCUGAUCCGUAACCCAAGUAGUUUAAAGACACUGGUUAACGCAUCGAGCAGAGUAUCUAGUUUAUUGGUGGAACAUGGUUCACUGGGAUCUGGGGCCUACAGAUCAGUAGGUGAAUGGCUAGAAGCAAUCAAAAUGGGCCGAUAUACAGAGAUUUUCAUGGAAAAUGGAUACAGUUCAAUGGACGCUGUGGCUCAGGUGACCUUGGAGGAUUUGAGACGACUCGGAGUGACUCUUGUUGGUCACCAGAAGAAGAUCAUGAACAGCCUUCAAGAAAUGAAGGGGCAGCUGGUCAACGGGAUGGUUCCAUUGUAGCUUCAUUCCACUGUCACUUCGCCCAGUGAAUGCUUCUGCACUUUGUAAACAAGCCCUGAGAUUUAUUUUAACAAAAAAGGGGAAAAAGGGAAAACUCAGUGAUUUCUAAAUCUUAAGAGAGCAUUUGUUUCAGUCACGGAAUUCAUAAUCGGUGUUUUACUCAAAUCUCUUGAUCUUCCUCUCAGUGUCUUCAUUUUUCAUGAAGCAAAUAUAACCUGCAUGGAAUAAGAACAUGAGGUUAAACCUCAUCUUAUAUUACAACAACAAAAUCCUUCUCACUACUUCUACAAAAUUUUAUACGUGAAAUAGAAAACUCUAUAUAGCACCUUUAUAGACUGAAUGAAGGCAGCCCCUUUCAAAACUUCCAGGAAUCUACUUGAAAGGAAAAGUUUUUAUAGCCAUUUGUGGGCUAACAAAAACUGCAACUUACUGAGGUUUACUUCAAGUCUUAAUUGUCUACAUAAGUGUAUUGAAGAGCAAUAUGGUUAGAUAAUUUUUAAAUAGAUAUCUUCUUUUGUAAUUUUAAAUGCUGUCACACAGCGUUAAGUUAUAGAAACUAGUGUAUAAACAUGUUGCUUGAUCAAGGACAAGUACAAUACAGGGUGUAUAUUUAUUUUUCUGUGUUAUAAAAUUUACUUUUAGUUGCUCUUCUAGAAACUACUAGGUAACAAAUAUGUAUAUACUGUAUAAUUUGCUAUAUACCCAGGAAUCGAUUUAAGUUGGCGUUGUGUGUGCGUGUGUGGCUUGCACAUGUGUGUUUACCAUUCUGCUUGCAUUGGUAGUAGUGUUUUAAUUUUAGCAACAUUCAGGAACAAGUGUUCCAGAGUGUAGUAGGAAUAGGAGAAAUAGGGAAGCAGUAAAACAAAACUGAACACAAGCUUGUGUCUUUUUCCUCUCAUGUGUCCAAAAGCUACUAAAUCUCUUUAUUCACUCACAGGAAAUGUCUGUAAGAUUAAAUCCCCUUUGGCGUUUUUAAAACACUUUGUGAUAUCUGUGACAGUGCAGUUCUUCUAGCCAUUAAUCUUGCACCCCUGUAAGAAAUUUCACCUUUCUGAGUCCCAGAAAAUAUCUUGUCAAGCAAAGUUGACACCAAAGGGCACAUUUUCAGCAGGAUGUAGAGGGAUUUAACUGUGCAGACUUCUGUUAAUGUUGUUAAAUCCAGCCCAUAGCACCAGGCAUUACCCCUGUGUUAAUCCUUUGUAACCAUUUCCCUUGUGGCUCAGCCCUAGAAAUUUUGAUACUAAAGCAGUGGAAUGAUGACAACUAUGUGUAUUUUUCUGCUCUUUAGAAUUUUCUUUAUGGCAAGACUUGACAGGUUUUAUUUGUUGAUGGCUAUUUAUUCAUUUGGUAAUUUCAUCUUGUAUUCAGUUAUACUGAAUUGAAUUUACUUUGAUGAGCCAAUCUAAAGUAUUAUUUAAUUGGCCUUAUUAAAGAAUAUAAAAUAUGUCCUCUGUUAUGUUCUGUAUACCACACUUGAUAAAGGCUAACAUUAUGGUACAAACUAAACCGUUUAUUAAAAUUUGAACAAAACUGAGCUUCUUGGUGAAAUGACCAAGUUUUUUUGUAUUGUUAAAGUUUACAAAUCAUGGAAUGACAUGUCAUUAUUCAAGGAGCACAGUGUUUAAACCAAAUACAGCCUAGUUUUGAUUAUCAGUGGCAGUGGUAUAUUGGAGUAGCCUGGAUUAGUGACAACCAUAGGGAAUAUACCUGCUUUAUGUUGUUGAUACUUCUCUCUUUCCCAAGUACCUGUUACCAUUAGCAUAUGCAAGAAUAAACUUUUGGGACAUAACUGUCUCUCUGCCCUUCCCACCUUCUACAUAAGUAGCUAUCUCUUUAUAGGGAGGAAAAGAAAAAGGUUUUAAACAAUGUUUAAAUGAUGUAUUGAGUCCUGGCCAUUAGUGCUACAAUUCUUUACUGGGUCUAUACUGUACCAUGGGUCCACACAAACUGUGCUUAUGUAUAUUCUGUUAGUUUAGUGAGAUUUCCAGAGAAAAUAAAGAAUGGAUUUAACUUUGUCUUGAUAAAGUCAUAAGUAAGUAGGCAUCACCAUUAUUAAAGAUGCAUUUAUUCAUUUCAGGAAACCUCAAAGUAACUAAACUAAUUACUUUUGUAAAAAAUUAUUGGGGAUUGUGUUGCACUUACUGAAUUUUGUAAAACCAGCCAAAUCUACUUGAUAAAGUAACAAUUGAGAAAUUUUAAUGUGAGAAUAGUUUUAUUGAUCUAACUUAAGUUUUACAGCUGAUGGGCUAGCCACAAUUACUUAUACAUGACAUAUGUAUUUGAAUUGUUUUCCACCUUUAUAUGUUCCAAGAUGAUUGGGAGGUCAGGCUGGAGUGUAUCUAAGUGAUUGGAAUUUGAAAUUACAUGUAAAUUUCCUCUUUGUGACAAGAGAAUAUUACAAAUUAAUUUUGAUCACAUUCAUUUGCUUCUUAUAUAUGCAACCUUGAUGUAGGUUUUGGAAAGUAAAUGGAGGUGAAAGUUAGACACAUAGCUUUUAUUCAUAUCUAAUUUUGGUUGAGAAUUUCUAAGAAAUACCUGUAUGAUUUUAGAAGAUGUAACCCACCCUAAAAAGGAGGAAGGAAUUCCUCUUGUUCACCACUGGAUGUGUCACCAAUUGGAAAGUGCCAAUCUCAUCUAUAAAUGUGAGAAGUGGAACAAGGAGAGAGGCAGCUUUUGUGAAAUGGAAUGAGGCAGUAACCCAGGGCAAGAUUUGACAAAUCUUGAUGGUGUGAUUUCUUAUCCUAUUGGUUCAUGUUGUCACCAGCCAGACAACCAAAAAUAAAAUAUAGAUUCAAUAAUUUUAGUACAUAAGACAGAUUUGUCAAAUUAAACAUAAUAUUAUUUUAACUGUCAGUAGCAAUACUUUUGGUCUUUAGACUUAGAAAUACAUAAGUCUUUCUUAAUGUUAAACUUUGAAAAAUAGGUACAAGCAGAGAAUAGUUUUCAGCUUACUGAUAUCUGUUGAAGUCACUCAAUUGCUACUUUUAUCAAUCAUGUUUCCUCGUCUUGCUAUUUGCUCACAUGUAAAAACAACAUAUAAUCAGUUAUUCUUCCUGGCUGUUGAAAUGUAUGAAUUGUAUGUAAAAAUGUAAAAAAAAAAAUUCAUUUUCCCAUUUUACAAAAUUAACGUGCAUGGUCUUUUCUUUCUUGUAUUUUAAUCACCAAGUUGAUGUUCUAAAGACGUAGGAUUACUAUGAGGAAUAUAUUCAAGUAUUCUAUCUAAACAUAAAUGUGGCCAGCAUUAUUAGUUUCUGAGUUGCCAAAACAAUACAGAACAUCCUUAACUCAGUCUGUAAGAGUUUUAACCAGUGUUGAGUGGUGAAAAAAAUAGUUUCCUAUCUCAAGUUAAUAUGGAAAAUUAAUACCAGUUGAGCACUUAAUGUGUUUGCAUGUCUGCUGCUUAAUCUCCAUGUGAAAGUUAGAGAUUUUUUUAACACCUUUCUUUCUCCCAUUUAAAAUGGGUUCUCAGAAGCACAAGCAGAGAUAUUUACCUGUGGAAGACAUUUUGGCAUUGGAUGGCAAAUGCCAUUUGAGUCAGAUGUUAGAAAUUUGCUAGAUUUAUGAUAUUGCAUAGUAGAAUAAGAUCCUUUUCUCAUUUUGUUCUUUCUAAAAAUAAGAAAAAAGAAAGCUAAAUAUGAUAGUAAACUGUCUUUGCUUAUGUCCUGCCAGAUGUUUAACCUCAAAAUAAAUUAAAAGUAGGUACAA
Messenger RNA from Phacochoerus africanus (Common warthog), 6904 nucleotides. It is a transcript of the gene EPHA5, whose product is annotated as EPH receptor A5. Gene Ontology annotation, molecular function: protein binding; transmembrane-ephrin receptor activity; ATP binding. Bases 137 to 3199 code for a protein of 1020 amino acids. Lineage: Eukaryota; Metazoa; Chordata; Mammalia; Artiodactyla; Suidae. Gene Ontology annotation, biological process: axon guidance; protein phosphorylation; cell surface receptor protein tyrosine kinase signaling pathway. The transcript has 17 exons. The record is from RefSeq and is a predicted model, not a curated record. Gene Ontology annotation, cellular component: neuron projection; plasma membrane.